UUUUGCACAUCGAGAACAACCAAGACUGGAAUGUGUCCGUAUUAUUAUUGUUUAUUUGAUUGUUGAUCCAAAAUCAGGACUUGAUAUUUCAUCAAUAUCAGAGUAUCCAGAUGAAGAAGAAGUUCUUAUGGUUCCAGGUACAUGUUUCAAAGUAACUCAUGUUGAUAAAAGUGGACCAGUAUGUGAAGCUCAUCUUCGACAAUUAGUACCUACUGAUGAAUAG
Rotaria sordida is the source of this 223-nucleotide messenger RNA. Lineage: Eukaryota; Metazoa; Rotifera; Eurotatoria; Philodinida; Philodinidae. The record is from the annotation of a GenBank genome assembly.